Colossoma macropomum (tambaqui) is the source of this 1593-nucleotide messenger RNA. It is a transcript of the gene galk1, whose product is annotated as galactokinase 1. Gene Ontology annotation, cellular component: cytoplasm; cytosol. The record is from RefSeq and is a predicted model, not a curated record. Gene Ontology annotation, molecular function: galactokinase activity; ATP binding. Gene Ontology annotation, biological process: galactose metabolic process; carbohydrate phosphorylation. Bases 185 to 1375 code for a protein of 396 amino acids. The transcript has 9 exons. Lineage: Eukaryota; Metazoa; Chordata; Actinopteri; Characiformes; Serrasalmidae.
GGUCGUCUCCUGUUGGCUUUGACUCGCGAGGCUGUCACGCUGCAGCUCAGAUCAUAUGACCCCUGUAGACCAAUCAGAGAGCACUACAAUAGAGGAAGCGUUCACUCCGCUGAUCCACACAUUUUGAUUGCUGGUGUUUUGGACCUGAAACAGUCGUGAGGAGUUGUAAAACAUUACAGCCCCAAUGGCUGGAGAUAAGUCUGUGGCAGAUGUUGCGGCUCUGCUCGCUGCUGCUCGCCGUGUGUAUAAGCAGAGUUACGGAGGAGAAGCGCAGGUGGCUGUUUGUGCUCCAGGGCGGGUGAAUUUAAUCGGAGAGCACACAGAUUACAACCAAGGACUGGUUCUGCCAAUGGCUUUGCCACUGGUGACAGUUAUAGUGGGCAGCAGCACAUCUGGGCAGAGCUGCUCAGUUGAAACCAUUACAGAAUCUGCAGAUGAGCCAAGGAGAGUGGACUUUGAUCUGCCCACAGAGAGUUCACCUCUGACAAGAGGGCAGCCAGCCUGGGCCAAUUACGUUAAAGGGGUGGUGCAACACUAUAGAGCACAGCCCUUGCCUGCAUUUAAAGCUGUGAUAGCCAGCAGUGUGCCACUAGGGGGUGGACUGUCCAGCUCAGCUUCACUUGAAGUGGCAGUGUACACUUUCCUUCAGCAGUUAUGUCCAGAUGAUGGGGAUAAAGUAGCAAAGGCAGUAGCUUGCCAGCAGGCAGAACAUACCCAUGCUGGAGUGCCCUGUGGUAUUAUGGACCAGUUUGUUUCAGUGCUGGGAAAAGAGGGUCAUGCAUUGCUUAUUGACUGCAGGUCUCUGGAGGCCACUCCUGUUCCUCUAGCUGAUCCUAAUCUAGUCAUCCUUAUCACCAAUUCCAACGUGAGGCACUCACUGACAGGAAGUGAAUAUCCCAGUAGACGAAAACAGUGUGAGAAUGCAGCAGCCAUUUUGGGCAAGAGCAGUUUAAGAGAUGCCACCAUGCAGGAUCUGGUGGAUGCCAAAGACCGUCUGGACAGCGUGACAUACCGGCGAGCGCAGCAUGUGAUUGAAGAGAUUGAGCGCACGGCACAGGCAGCUGAGGCACUCAAGAGAGGAGCUUAUCAAGAAUUUGGGAAGCUUAUGGUGGAGAGCCACAAUUCUCUCAGAGACCUUUACGAGGUCAGCUGUCCAGAGCUGGAUGUGCUGGUAGCCGCAGCAAUGGAAGUUGAUGGAGUAUUUGGGAGUCGGAUGACGGGCGGCGGGUUCGGUGGAUGUACAGUAACACUGCUUCAGGCUGAUGCCACAGAGAGAACCAUAAAACACAUUCAGGAGAGAUACAGUGGACACCCUACUUUUUACAGAACUACACCAUCAGAAGGAGCUCGGGUCCUCAGUCCAAUGGAGAAUUAACACUAUAGUUAAAAUAUUACUGCAACAGCUAAGCAUGACGUUUUUAAGGCUCAUUUCUGGUGCAUCAGUUAAGAAUUAUUUUCAUCCUAAUCAAUGGCAUUCUAUAUGUAGUACACUGAUCAAAGUAGCUUUAGUUGUUGAAAGUUGUUUUUCAUCUGUUUUACAGUCAAAGGAACAAAAGAACUUUUACACACUAAAAAUAAAAAUAUUUUUUCUCA